ACAGCUUCCUCUUCCCAGGUCAGAACGGCGUCUUCCGGUUCCCCCACCGGAUGAAGCGGAAGUGCGUCAUGUCGAGGCGCUAAGGCGCUCGUUUGGCGCGCGCGCCCUAAGCGGCGGAUCUAAGCUAACUUUUUGGAUCUUUUCUUGUUUCUCGUUGGCUUUUGACUUUUUCUGGACCCUGGUGUCUACGAUUUCCGAGAUGCCGUCUUCUUUGUUGGGCGCGGCGAUGCCGGCCUCUACAUCUGCCGCAGCCCUGCAGGAAGCUCUGGAAAAUGCUGGACGGCUCAUCGACCGUCAGUUGCAAGAGGACCGCAUGUACCCGGACCUUUCCGAGCUGCUUAUGGUGUCUGCCCCAAAUAAUCCCACCGUUUCUGGCAUGUCAGAUAUGGAUUAUCCUUUACAAGGACCUGGUUUGAUGUCCGUACCCAACCUUCCAGAGAUCAGUUCCAUCCGAAGAGUUCCUCUCCCACCUGAACUUGUUGAGCAGUUUGGACAUAUGCAGUGUAAUUGCAUGAUGGGUGUGUUCCCUCCUAUCAGCAGAGCUUGGCUCACAAUUGACAGUGAUAUAUUCAUGUGGAACUAUGAGGAUGGAGGUGACCUUGCCUAUUUUGAUGGACUUAGUGAGACUAUUCUUGCUGUGGGGCUUGUGAAACCAAAAGCAGGCAUCUUUCAACCUCAUGUGCGACACCUCCUGGUUUUGGCGACCCCUGUAGACAUCGUAAUUCUUGGACUCAGCUAUGCUAAUUUGCAAACAGGUUCUGGAGUUCUUAAUGAUAGUAUGUCUGGUGGAAUGCAGUUGCUUCCAGAUCCUUUAUAUUCUCUUCCUACUGAUAAUACUUACCUUUUAACAAUAACUUCCACUGAUAAUGGCAGAAUUUUCUUGGCUGGAAAGGAUGGCUGUUUAUAUGAAGUAGCCUACCAGCAUACAGUUGAAGCUAUAGUCUCCAUGACUACACCGUGCCUACAAAACUCAGCCCUCUCCUCAGAGGCUGAAGCAGGGUGGUUUAGCCAAAGAUGCAGGAAAAUAAACCACUCAAAGAGCUCACUUUCUUUCCUUGUUCCUUCCUUGCUACAAUUCACAUUCUCAGAAGAUGAUCCUAUUCUUCAAAUUGCAAUUGAUAAUUCUAGAAAUAUUUUAUAUACACGAUCUGAGAAAGGAGUAAUACAGGUGUAUGAUUUGGGACAAGACGGACAAGGAAUGAGCAGAGUUGCCUCUGUGUCACAGAAUGCCAUUGUCUCUGCUGCUGGUAACAUUGCUAGGACCAUCGAUCGUUCUGUUUUUAAACCAAUUGUCCAAAUAGCAGUGAUUGAAAAUUCUGAAUCACUGGACUGUCAGUUAUUGGCUGUCACACAUGCAGGUGUUAGGUUAUAUUUCAGCACUUGUCCAUUCAGACAGCCAUUAGCACGGCCUAAUACACUGACGCUGGUUCAUGUCCGCUUACCUCCUGGAUUCUCAGCAUCUUCAACCGUAGAAAAGCCUUCAAAAGUACAUAGAGCUCUUUAUAGUAAAGGUAUUCUAUUGAUGGCAGCCUCAGAAAAUGAGGAUAAUGAUAUUUUAUGGUGUGUCAACCAUGAUACUUUUCCUUUCCAAAAGCCAAUGAUGGAAACCCAGAUGACAACCCGUGUUGAUGGUCAUUCCUGGGCUCUUUCUGCGAUAGAUGAAUUGAAAGUAGAUAAAAUAAUUACACCUUUAAACAAGGAUCAUAUUCCAAUAACUGAUUCACCAGUUGUUGUACAGCAGCACAUGUUACCUCCAAAGAAAUUUGUUCUCCUCUCAGCACAGGGGAGCCUUAUGUUUCAUAAACUUAGACCUGUAGAUCAACUGAGGCAUCUACUUGUGAGUAAUGUGGGUGGAGAUGGAGAAGAGAUUGAAAGAUUCUUUAAAUUACAUCAGGAAGACCAGGCUUGUGCAACUUGCCUUAUUCUUGCUUGCUCCACUGCUGCCUGUGAUAGAGAAGUAUCUGCCUGGGCUACUCGGGCUUUCUUUAGGUAUGGUGGUGAAGCACAGAUGAGAUUUCCAACCACUCUUCCGCCUCCAAGUAAUGUUGGUCCCAUCUUGGGGUCUCCUGUCUAUUCUAGUUCUCCUGUUCCUAGUGGUAGUCCCUAUCCAAAUCCAUCCUUUUUGGGAACACCAUCUCAUGGUAUACAGCCUCCUGCCAUGUCAACUCCAGUGUGUGCUCUGGGAAACCCAGCAACUCAGGCCACAAAUAUGAGUUGUGUGACUGGACCAGAGAUUGUGUACUCUGGAAAACACAAUGGUAUUUGCAUUUACUUUUCUCGGAUCAUGGGAAACAUUUGGGAUGCAAGCUUAGUUGUGGAGAGAAUAUUCAAGAGUGGCAACAGAGAGAUCACUGCAAUUGAAAGUAGUGUUCCCUGCCAACUGCUAGAGUCAGUGCUACAAGAACUAAAGGGUUUGCAGGAAUUUCUAGACAGAAACUCCCAGUUUGCAGGAGGACCAUUAGGAAAUCCAAAUACUACUGCUAAAGUGCAGCAGAGGCUGAUAGGAUUCAUGCGUCCUGAAAACGGAAAUCCCCAGCAAAUGCAACAGGAGCUGCAGAGGAAGUUUCAUGAGGCUCAACUAAGUGAAAAGAUUUCACUUCAGGCAAUUCAGCAGUUGGUUCGAAAAUCGUAUCAGGCUCUGGCUUUAUGGAAACUUCUUUGUGAACAUCAAUUCACUGUCAUUGUAGCAGAACUUCAGAAAGAACUUCAAGAGCAGCUGAAGAUCACCACCUUUAAAGAUCUUGUAAUCAGGGACAAAGAACUCACAGGGGCAUUAAUUGCUUCUCUUAUCAACUGCUACAUCAGAGAUAAUGCCGCUGUUGAUGGCAUUAGUUUACAUUUACAGGAUAUCUGCCCACUUCUAUAUAGCACUGAUGAUGCAAUUUGUUCUAAGGCAAAUGAGCUUCUCCAGCGUUCCCGACAAGUUCAAAACAAGACUGAAAAAGAAAGAAUGUUAAGGGAAUCAUUAAAGGAAUAUCAAAAAAUUAGCAAUCAAGUGGACCUUUCCAAUGUUUGUGUUCAGUAUAGACAAGUGAGAUUUUAUGAGGGUGUGGUGGAACUUUCUCUUACGGCUGCAGAGAAAAAAGAUCCUCAAGGUCUUGGGCUUCAUUUCUAUAAACAUGGAGAACCAGAAGAAGACAUAGUUGGACUUCAGGCCUUCCAAGAAAGAUUAAACAGUUACAAAUGCAUUACAGACACACUUCAAGAACUGGUAAAUCAAAGUAAGGCCGCUCCUCAGUCUCCCAGUGUACCCAAAAAACCUGGUCCUCCAGUGUUGUCAUCUGAUCCAAAUAUGCUGAGUAAUGAAGAAGCAGGACAUCAUUUUGAACAAAUGCUUAAAUUGUCACAGCGAUCCAAGGAUGAGCUCUUUAGUAUUGCCCUUUAUAAUUGGCUAAUACAAGCUGACCUUGCAGAUAAGCUGCUACAGGUCGCUUCUCCAUUUCUGGAGCCACAUCUAGUCCGAAUGGCCAAAGUUGAUCAAAACAGAGUUCGUUAUAUGGAUUUACUCUGGCGGUAUUACGAGAAGAACAGAAGUUUCAGUAAUGCUGCUCGUGUACUGUCCAGACUGGCUGACAUGCAUAGCACAGAAAUUUCACUUCAGCAGCGACUAGAGUACAUUGCUCGAGCCAUUCUUAGUGCCAAAAGUUCCACUGCCAUUUCAUCAAUAGCUGCCGAUGGUGAAUUCCUUCAUGAAUUAGAAGAAAAAAUGGAGGUUGCUAGGAUCCAACUUCAGAUACAGGAGACACUACAAAGGCAGUAUUCCCAUCAUUCUUCUGUACAGGAUGCAGUUUCUCAGCUGGAUUCUGAGCUGAUGGACAUAACUAAGCUUUAUGGGGAAUUUGCUGACCCAUUUAAACUUGCAGAGUGUAAACUUGCAAUAAUUCAUUGUGCCGGUUAUUCAGACCCUAUAUUGGUGCAGACACUUUGGCAAGAUAUCAUAGAGAAAGAAUUGAGUGACAGUGUGACAUUGAGCUCCUCGGAUAGAAUGCAUGCUCUUAGCCUCAAGAUUGUUCUCCUUGGCAAAAUUUAUGCUGGCACACCACGCUUCUUUCCUUUAGAUUUUAUUGUACAGUUUUUAGAACAGCAGGUUUGUACUUUGAACUGGGAUGUGGGCUUCGUAAUACAGACAAUGAAUGAAAUUGGAGUACCAUUACCUAGACUACUAGAAGUUUAUGAUCAGUUGUUCAAAUCACGGGAUCCAUUCUGGAACAGAAUGAAGAAGCCACUGCACCUUUUGGAUUGUAUACAUGUAUUACUGACAAGAUAUGUUGAGAAUCCCAGCCAAGUUUUAAAUUGUGAAAGGAGAAGAUUUACAAAUCUCUGCCUGGAUGCUGUUUGUGGUUACCUUGUUGAGCUCCAGUCUAUGAGCUCGUCAGUAGCAGUACAAGCCAUCACUGGGAAUUUUAAAUCUCUUCAAGCUAAAUUAGAACGGCUUCAUUAAUUACUGUGAUAUACUUUCAUCCGUUUUAUGAUCUGUAAAAUAAAAACUCAGCUGGGUCCAGAUAUCAGGUGUUCUAAAUCUAAGAAUGUAAGAACAAUCUUAAUAGAAAUAUGUUUUUAAUAAGUGGCUAAUAUCUACAAAUAAUACCUUUGCUAAAUGAA
Messenger RNA from Nomascus leucogenys (northern white-cheeked gibbon), 4602 nucleotides. It is a transcript of the gene NUP155, whose product is annotated as nucleoporin 155. Gene Ontology annotation, molecular function: structural constituent of nuclear pore. NCBI's taxonomy places the organism in Eukaryota, Metazoa, Chordata, Mammalia, Primates, Hylobatidae. Gene Ontology annotation, biological process: transcription-dependent tethering of RNA polymerase II gene DNA at nuclear periphery; protein import into nucleus; RNA export from nucleus. Gene Ontology annotation, cellular component: nuclear pore; nuclear pore inner ring. The record is from RefSeq and is a predicted model, not a curated record.